Molecule: messenger RNA, 2591 nt
Organism: Fimicolochytrium jonesii
Lineage: Eukaryota; Fungi; Chytridiomycota; Chytridiomycetes; Spizellomycetales; Powellomycetaceae
Product: PLC-like phosphodiesterase
Exons: 13
Coding region: 52-2325 (757 amino acids)
Biological process (GO): lipid metabolic process; phosphatidylinositol-mediated signaling
Molecular function (GO): calcium ion binding; phosphatidylinositol-4,5-bisphosphate phospholipase C activity
Source: RefSeq, a predicted model, not a curated record
AGAAUACAAAACGCUCAAUCUGGGUAAGCUGGAUGAAGGGAGGCUGCGACAAUGAUGCGACUCGCUAAACGCACGACCACAGUUGCACCAAGUCGGGAAGAUGCCUCUACAUGGGUGUCUGGGUUGCACAUGCUCAUGGCAGAAGCUGAUAUCUCCGAGGGUGAUCCUGCAAAGCUGCAUUACAAUAUGAGCACUUGGCUGCGGCGGCAGUUCAAUGCAGCCGACACUUCGAACAACGGCACCUUGGACCUAGACGAAGUGACCGAUCUGAUGAGGAAGCUGAAUAUUCGCUUAUCGAAAAGCGAAAUUAAAAGUACAUUCAAGAUAGCCGAUGUGGGGAAGUUCGGAAGCUUGAAGUUUGCAGCUUUCGAAAGGCUGUACAGAGUCCUUCGGUUCAGACCGGAAGUCAGCGAGCUGUUCUCGGCGCUGUCACGCACGAAGCCAGCUCUGAUUACAUACGAGGAGUUCAAAGUCUUUGCUCAACAGACUCAAAAGAACGACUGGACGGACGAGCGAUGUUACGAGGUUUACAGCAAAUAUGCGGGGGCGAACAGCCAAGAAAUGAAUGUGGAUCAUUUCAGCGCAUUUCUUCUCGCGUCAACCAACUCCAUCUUCAACAAGACGCAUAACCAUGUCUUUCAAGAUAUGAGCCGGCCGAUGACGGAUUACUUUAUUAACACAUCGCACAACACCUACCUGCUCAAAGAUCAGUUGGCGGGAGAGAGCUCUGUGGAGGGAUAUAUCCGAGCGCUUCAGAGGGGUUGUCGAUGCGUUGAGUUGGACUGCUUCGAUGGCAACAACGGGCAACCCGUUAUAUACCACGGCAUGACUUUGGUGGGCAAGCUACUCUUCAAGGACGUCAUCGAAGCUAUCGGCAAAUAUGCGUUCGUCGCGACGCCAUACCCCCUGAUUUUGAGCUUAGAGUCGCAAUGUGGGCCUGAACAGCAGGCUGCAAUGGCCAACAUCCUCCGUGAAUACUUGGGCGACUAUCUUCUUCAGCGACCUUUGGUUGAGAACGCGACGAGUCUGCCAUCGCCGGAGGAUCUGAAGAACAAGAUCAUCAUCAAGGGGAAGAUUCUUGCGUCGGGGAAGUCUGAGAUGGAGUACGAGACGGAGGAUGAAGAAGAAGUGUUAUCUCCAGGAGUAGCAACGAGCCCUCUAGCUCAGGUGUCUAAUCUGGUAGACAGCGGUACAGCGCCAACGUUGGUGCGAAAGCCAACCACUCGAAAGUCUCGGAAUUCGCAAGGUGCCGAGGAGUCAGCGGAAGCGGCGGCGCAGCGAAAGCGAGCCGGCAAGGAGGAACCGGGACUUGCGCGGAAGAAGUCCUCCCCGAAAUUGUCGCGGAAGCACAUUGUCGCCAAACCCUUGUUGGAACUGUUGGUAUACUGCCAAGGAGUGUCGUUCGAGUCCUUUGCGGCUGCAGCAGAGCUCUUUCUCUUCAAUCACAUGUGUUCACUGUCAGAGAAAAAGUCGAUAGCCCUGAUCCAGCGUCAACGAGCCGAGUACAUCGCCUUCACUAAGCGAUCGCUAACUCGUAUAUACCCCGCUGGAACCCGAGUCACUUCGACAAACUACGACCCUAUACCCCACUGGGCCGUCGGGGCGCAGAUGGUUGCGAUGAACUACCAAACAUUCGACAAAGGAAUGCAGCUGAAUACUGGACUGUUCAGCCUUAACGGCCGCUGCGGUUACGUCCUGAAACCGACAGCGUUGAGGAACAAAGCGGGGCCGAAGCCAGAUCCCAUAUCGCUGACGAUCAAGAUCAUAUCCGGCCAGCAACUGCCAAAACCGAAGGACAGCACUGGCAAAACGGUCAUUGAUCCUUAUGUGGAGUUAGAGAUUGCGGGCGGUGAUACGGACUGUAUCAAGUACAGGACUAAAGCGAUCAACAAUAAUGGCUUCAACCCUAUGUGGAAAGAAGAAUUCCGGUUUAACAUCGCUGAUCCUGAGAUGGCUCUGCUGAGAUUCUCCAUCUUCGACAUGGACGUCAAAAUGACCAAUGACUUCAUUGGCUCUUAUACUAUACCAAUACAGAGUCUCGAACAAGGCUACCGCCACGUUCCGGUGUACAACUGGAAAGGCGAUCUCAUCCGCUUCUCGACGCUAUUCAUCUACGUCCGCAUUAUAUCCGUCCCCUCGACGAAGUCCUCGUCUUCGACAGCACCACCGACGGCGGCAUUACAGUUUGGAAAUCCGUUAGCAGGGACAAGCGAGCCCGCACAAUUGACCACCGCCGUCGUCGGGAAUCCCGUACCUACCACAGGGACUACCACCACUCAACCGCAACAAGCCAACGGGCUCAUUGGCACCGUCUACGCGCGGUGACAUUUCCACCGAUUUUCAUAUGGUGGAAGAUCCACAGUUGGACGAAGAUAUGAGCCCGUUUUCAACAUCAAUGUUGCAGUAGAUGACAUGCAUAUUGCCCUGGGCUUUUCCCAUCCACGUUAUCCUGUAUAUAGUCAUGCAGCUAUUCAUUGUGUACAUAAUUCUGAAUCAUCGGUCGCAAGGUUAUCAACACAACAAGAGAGGAAACAACGCAUGGCCUACGGUCUCCGUCCGCCUCCACAUACUUGGAAUGGAUAUGAAGUAUG